Messenger RNA from Aureobasidium subglaciale EXF-2481, 1000 nucleotides. RefSeq lists its product as uncharacterized. Bases 428 to 649 code for a protein of 73 amino acids. Lineage: Eukaryota; Fungi; Ascomycota; Dothideomycetes; Dothideales; Saccotheciaceae. The transcript is spliced from 2 exons. The record is from RefSeq and is a predicted model, not a curated record.
GUCAACUGAUGCCUCCACGAGUCUGGCCAACGUCUUGGUGAUUUUCUUGCGCUCGCCGAGAUUCAGAGUUGCACGAUGCUAUGCGAAAGCAGAGUUGCCCUGUCGCAAGAUGCCUGGAGACGAUGCUUGCUCACCUCACUUCUAUCCACCCUCCAACCUGUCCUAUCCCAGCGGGCCUUGUGAUUUGUCCGCUGACAGGGCUCGUGCACCCGGAGUCCGCUAAAGACCAAAUAUUGCUCGUUAUCCAACACCGCCAAGUUUACGCGCACCUAUCACAUGCAUCCAGACUCGGAUUGACACCUUGGACACUUGCUCAUACACACUCUGCUGGCAACAGUUCUAUUGCUGAGCUCCCAUGGCCAUGGACUCUGAUGUGCUGGUUGAAAUAGCAUCGAAAAUCCUGCUUACAUUCUGAUCGCGUUGCAAUAUGUCGCACGCUCGAAGUCGACUUUCCGGACUGUGCUUUCGCUUGGCAGACGCCAAGUUCCGUGCCCGUCGUCUGGCCAGUAUUUAUUCGGAAGCGCGAAUGUUUUUUUCUCUCAAGCAUCCUCCAACACCAAACACCGCCGUCGACUGUCGCUGCCAGACUCUCUACGCAUCUGUUAUGCUCAUCUGCGCGACACUCGACGGCUGUUGUAAUUCCCUAUAGGACUGCUGUGAAGUGAACCACCUAUAAGAGAUGGAAUAUUGGAUACAAUCAGGGUGUUGAGUGACUGCUGGACAACACCAACAUCCAACAGCACAAAUGGUCAGUCGCUUUCGCUCUUCUGCUGCUUCGCAUAACAUCGCCCACCUCUUUUAUGAUGAAACCCAUACCACAUUCGCAGUUUUCACGCUAGCCGUCACCUAGAACCUAUUUCGACGGUCGUUGAGCGUCUUAUCUUCCUUGGAUGUCUGAUUCCUUUUUUCACAAUUCACAAUUUUGAUCGUCACUGCUUUGUGUGAACCCAUUGCUGACAAUCUCAAAGACACAGGUCAAUUUCCAAUACUUCUUCUCUAC